AAUGCUUCGUACAAAUAUGUCAAUAGUUAAUCUUAAUCAUUAAUAGAGUUCAAGCUCUCUAUUAUAAGCCUUAGUUAAUUAGAGGCCAAAAUCAUCAUAAAAAUCGCAUUCACAAAAAAGAGUACCUUCUGCGAAAUCUAGUAAAACCAGCCAAAUUGGCUAACCAAGUUAUAAGGUACUUUUCAAUUUUAAUAAAAUUUAGUUGGUCACAUCUUCUCUAUGUUAACCUAUACCAAAUUUAAAACAAGAAGUAUCUUAACGAACAAAUGAGACCUUAAAGCCAACGUAAAAUUUCUUAUGAUUUAUAGUGAUAAUUCUACAACUGAGCCCCUAUAAUCUUAAAGAAUUUAAGAGUAAUAAAGUGAAAAGAAAACAAAUAAAAAAACAUCCUUAAUAUAAAGAACAAUAUUUGGGUAGAGUGCUGCAUCUUUGGGAAUAAAAUAAAAGACAGUUAAAUUAACAAGAGAAUCUAGAAGUAAUAGCAAAAAAGAAGUGCAAUAAUCAAUAAUUGAAGAAUCAACAUAAUAAUAGUAAGUUACGAAGGAAAUAGAAAAUGCUGAGGCUACUUAAAAAUUAGAAUAAUUGAUCUCAAAAUACAAAAAUACCUCUUUUUUUAAUUAAAGUUCACAAUAGAAUUAAUAUCAAGCAUAACUAGUAAGUCCAUAAAUAGUUCUAAGUGUUUCUUAACCUAAAGAAAAUUAAUCUCUUUAAACCACUUAAUAAACCUUAUUAUCAUAAGCAUCUUUAGCAGUCUUGUCAGAGUAAGAUUAGAAUUUAAAUACAGCUUUUUCAUAAUCAACUAAUUUAUAAGUUAAUUAAACUUAAAUAAACAAGUAUGUAACAAGAAUCUCAAGAGGGGCAAAUUUUAUUCCAUAAAAAUAGAAUUCUAAUUCAGUUAAUACUUCAGUAAAUACUAAACCAACAAGAAAAAGAAUGAAUUCGCCAUUACAUGGUUAAAGAAGGUCUAAAGAAAAUUCUAUUGUUACAGAAUCAUUAGUGAGUCAUAGAGAAUCAAAAUCUAAACUAAGAAAUUUGUCAGGAGAUAGAAAAUUUACACCUGCUCAAAAGGUAAACUUAGGACCAUAAGUACCUUUUUAAGAGUUUUAAUAUUAUAUGUCAUUUGCUAGAUUUUUUCAUAAAGAUAAAAAAUUUGAAACUUAAAUAAAGCAACUAUUUAAUAAUAGUAUUAAAACAUAGCAAUACUUCUCUGAAAUUUAUAUAGAUCAUAUUUAAUAAAGCUUUCACGCUUUAUAGUUUUGUAAAGACGCUUAAAAACCUAAACUAGAAGAUAUAAAAUAAAAAAUUGUAAAUUUACCUCCUAAUAGAUGUAUAUAUAUAUUAGUAUAUAAUUAGUCGCAAAAAGUAUUGUUUUUGAUUUAGAUGAAACUUUGAUUCAUUGCUAAGAAUCAAAUGAUGAUCCAAGUGACAUAGUAUUAACUAUAAAGUUUCCUACUGGAGAAACAGUGGAUGCUGGAAUUAAUAUUAGACCAUAUUGUAAAGAGAUGCUUUAACUUCUAUCAUAAAAAUAUGAAAUCAUAGUAUUUACAGCAUCACAUGAAUGCUACGCUUAAAAAGUAUUGAAUUAUCUGGAUCCAGAUAAAAAAUUUAUCCAUCACAGAUUUUUCAGAGAUAGUUGUAUUGUGAUUUAAGAUGGAUUACAUGUCAAAGAUUUAAGAAUAAUAGGGAAUAGAAAUUUAAAGGAUAUGGUAUUAAUAGAUAAUGCUUCAUAUUCAUUUUGCUUUUAAUAGGACAAUGGUAUUCCCAUAAUACCAUUCUAUGACAAUGCCUUAGAUAAAGAACUUGUUUACUUAACAACAUAUUUGAUGGAUCUAAUGUAGGAUCAAGAUAUUCCAUAAAAGAAUUCGAAUAAUUUCAAGACUUAAUUGUACUCACAAGAUAUCACUUUUGAAUAGUUAAUUACAAAGCUAUGA
Messenger RNA from Paramecium pentaurelia, 1931 nucleotides. Lineage: Eukaryota; Ciliophora; Oligohymenophorea; Peniculida; Parameciidae. The record is from the annotation of a GenBank genome assembly.